Penicillium salamii is the source of this 3159-nucleotide messenger RNA. The record is from the annotation of a GenBank genome assembly. NCBI's taxonomy places the organism in Eukaryota, Fungi, Ascomycota, Eurotiomycetes, Eurotiales, Aspergillaceae.
AUGCUUCCCUCAUCGCCCUCAUUUCUGUCUUCAUUUGACCCUGCCCUUCAUCUUCACUCAGAAGGUAUUGAAAGCACAAACGAUCCCCAAUCCGAGUCAUUUUCAGACGAUCUUGAGGCAAUUGAUCUACACCGUUUGGAACAAACCCGCAAUCGAGUGGUCAUUCAGCAUCGCGCGUGGGACAUAUCAGAUGUAUUUAGAAGCGAAGACGAUAUAAGACCAGAUACGCCAACCAGAGUUUCCGUCAAGACCCCCAGACCAGGUUCUCAUAUCAAGGUCCAGAAUAGUUUACAUCUACCUUCCUCUCCGCCAACCCCAAAAAUGCCGUUUCUUUCGUCUCAGAACGCGCAUGCGUCUGCCUCGGGUGAUGUGAUCAACGAUGCGCAGAAGAGAAAAGCCACCGAGGGCGGCUCACAAUCGACAGAGCCGAAGCGACAGCGUAUGGUCGGAGGUUUCAUUGACGAGGAUGAUGAUGAUAACGAGGAAGAGGAUGGACUUGCUGCACUCAGAGAUGAGGAGCUAUAUAAUCAAUACGACCUGCCAGAGCACUACUCCCAGCAACCUUCCGCGGAGCUUUCCAAAAUCAUGACCACGCCCAAACCAAAUACCGAAAUCAAUCCUAUAAUCGACCCUGCAACGGUCACUCCAAGGCCGAUAACAGGGUUGACGUCUCGACCGGCCCCCAAAGCCCCCAGACUAUUCCAAAUCAAGACCUGCUCUGGAAAGACUCACACCAUCUCAACGAGAAAGGCCCAGGCCCCUGUUUCCUACGAGCAAAUUAUUGCUAGUCGGUCCGAGUCGGAACCUGGCAAAGCGAAGAAAAGCUAUUAUGGUAUUGAAAUACACAGCUUGCUGGAUGAUGCAGCUAAAGAGGCGAAAUCCUCGAAGCCAGCGUCUGCGCCAAAGAUCCAAAAAACCAUCGAAACAGACACCGGAAACGCCAAACAGAAAAAGAAAGACUCUUCAAUGUGGACGGAAAAAUACCGAGCCCGCAAGUUUACGGAUCUGAUUGGCGAUGAACGUACACAUCGAUCAGUGCUGCGCUGGCUGAAGGGUUGGGAGCCAAUCGUGUUUCCAGGCCUGGCCAAGUCUAGACCUAAGAAAUCCAACCAAGACGACGAAGAGGAUGCCAUUCACCGGAAGGUCCUUCUACUUAGUGGACCCCCGGGACUUGGAAAAACGACACUAGCGCAUGUAUGUGCUAGACAGGCCGGUUAUGAAGUUCUUGAGAUCAACGCAAGUGAUGAUCGCAGCAGAGAUGUGGUGAAAGGCCGAAUCCGUGAUGCCCUAGGGACAGAAAACAUCAAGGGCAUGAACGUGGAGAUUGGCGAGCAAAAAGUCCGCCGCGCUGGUAAACCUGUCUGUGUUGUGGUAGAUGAGGUUGAUGGCGUGACUGGUGGCUCGGGAAGCGGUGGUGAGGGUGGCUUCAUGAAGGCGCUGAUUGAUCUUGUCUUGCUGGACCAAAGGAACUCGAAACUGGCAUCUGAGGGCAAUUCCGGGAAGAAACGCAAGGGUGACACCUUCCGCUUCAUGCGUCCUUUGAUUCUGGUUUGCAAUGACCUUUAUCACAGCAGCCUCCGGCCUCUAAGAGCAUCAUCUAUUGCUGAGAUGAUUAGUGUCCGUCAAGCGCCACUGGAGAAUGUUGUCCAGCGAGUCAAAUUCAUUUUCGGCCGCGAAGGUAUUCCAUGCGACAGUGAUGGGGCUCGAAGGCUCUGUGAAGCAGCGUGGGGCAUGGUUAGCAAGAAACAGCGUAAUGCUAAGACCACGGGAUCCGCCGAGGGUGAUAUUCGAAGCGUCCUUGUUGCCGCAGAAUUCGUGGCACACAAGCUUCGAAACGAGUCAUUGCCAUCCUCGCUUAAGUUGACGAGAAACUGGCUGGAGCAAAGGGUCCUCAAUGCCUCGGCCGGGGGUAGUGCAUUCUUCAAGGAAUUAAGUCGCGGCGGCGUCCGUGAGAUCGUCAACCGUGUGUUCACAGAAGGCGCUGGCUUCUCAGAUGCCCCAACCAACAUGAGCUUCCAGGAUAAAUUCGACAACUCCACCAGCCGUGUCCCUGUUGGCGUGGCAGACCUGCGCAAGCGACAUGCGAUCAAUCGAUUGCGUGAAAUGGUUGACUCCAGUGGCGAUCAUGACCGUUGUGUAUCAGACUGCUUUGCGUCAUACCCUAUUCAGCAAUACCAGGAUGACAACUACUUCUCCAAGCCAAAUGCCGCCCACGACUGGCUUCAUUUCCACGACUUAAUGAGCUCAAAAGUAUACUCUUCACAAGAGUGGGAGUUGAUCCCCUACAUGAGCCAGGCUGUUGUUGGAUUCCACCACCUUUUUGCCACAGCCAGUGGCAGGACCACUGAGGAUGACAAGAACGAUGACGACGAAAAUGCGGAAGAACCUCACCCAUUUUCGGGCCCAAAGGCCGACUUCGCCGCCUUCGAAGCCCAAAAGCAGAACCGUGCUGCCUUGACUGCCUUCCACGCGAGCUUCUCUGCGCCCAUGGCUCGCAUGUUCCGCUCGAGUGAGAGCGUGAUCAUCGACCUGGUCCCUCACUUAGUUCGCAUGCUAUCACCAGAUGUCAAGCCAGUCAUCAUUCGUGGAAACGGGGACUCAAGGAGCACAGCAAGUGUCCGGAAGGAAUCCGAACGUGCACUGGUCCAAUCCGCCGUACGCGUGAUGAGUGGAAUGGGCGUGACGUUCGAAAAGGUCCGCGUAGAACACGAAGGGAGUCAUGGUGGAUGGGCGUACCGAAUGGAGCCGCCAAUUGAUUCACUCAUUGUUUUCUCAAAGACCAAAGGAAGUAUGACCGAGUCAGGCAGUACAGCACCAGUCCGCUACGCUGUACGCCAGGUUCUGGACCAAGAGCAUCGGAAGGCGGCAACCCGAAGCAAAACCGACUCUACGGGUGCAUCCAGAGUUGCGACAAGGGACCGUGGCAAGUCUGAUGAUGGGAGCGCAGCUCAAGCUCUACGGGAAGCAGCUGUCAAGCGCGACUUCUUCGGUCGGGUCAUUGAGCAGCCUGCGCCGCAGCCAAGGGAUCCAGAUGACCCAGACACCUGGGCGGAUGAAUCGUCCAAGGCUGGACGUAAAGUCUGGGUCACUUUCCAUGAGGGAUUCUCAAAUGCUGUUCGGAAGCCAAUCUCCAUGGGAGAGUUGAUGGCUGGGUUGUAA